Messenger RNA from Gossypium arboreum, 513 nucleotides. RefSeq lists its product as uncharacterized. The transcript has a single exon. The record is from RefSeq and is a predicted model, not a curated record. The coding region runs from base 1 to 513 and encodes 170 amino acids. Lineage: Eukaryota; Viridiplantae; Streptophyta; Magnoliopsida; Malvales; Malvaceae.
AUGGAUGACUUGUUGGUAACAGGUGAAAACAAAAAUGUACUAUCAGAUUUCAAAGGCAAAAGGGAGAGCAUGUUUGAAAUAUCAGAUUUGGGUGAAAUGUCUUAUUUCCUUAGCAUGAAAGUGUUUCAGACUCAGCAAGGAAUUUUUUUAAACCAGAAGGCAUUUGCUUUGAAAAUUUUUAAUAGAUUCUCCAUGCAAAACUGUAAAGCAACUAGUACUCUAGUUACUAUUGGAGAAAAGUUAACAAGCCAAUGUGAUUUCGAGAAAGUGAAUAAUUCAACCUAUAGGAGCCUAGUUGGAUGUCUGCUCUACUUGACAGCUAUAAGACUAGACAUAAUGUUUGCAAUCAGUCUCUUAUCUAGGUUCAUGCACUGCUGCAAUGUAAACCAUUUUCAAGCUACUAAGAGAGUUCUCAGGUACAUUAAAGGCACUUUGAGCUUUGGGAUGAUGUUUACCAAGGUUGACAGUAUGAAGCUCAUUGGUUUUGCUGACAGUGCUUGGCAGGAUCAAUAG